ACACCUGAAGCAAAUUUCAGAUCAUUUAGUGUCAACAGUGUCAACAUAUCGGCAAAGUGAUACUGUUAUCUGUAUUUGCGAAUAUAUCAACAAAAGAUUUUUAUUUUCUGUUCCACCUCAUAUAAUCAAAAAAUGAGUGAUUCGGACGAUGAUUGGUUCAACAAGGACUUGAGUGAAUUUUCAAUCGAUGAAAAGCGUGACGACACUGAGUCACAGUCAAAUCCUAUUGUUGUACAUACAACAAAUGAUAACGCUGUCCAUUACGGCAACAGGACUCACCAAAUAAUGACGAGCACUCAACCAAUGUCCACCUCAAAAUUACGUCUUAUUACGGAACAAACGCCGGUCGUAGCUUUUUUGGAAAUUCUGCAACCUGAUUCCGGAUUUUUUCAGUGUUUAAAACGCAAAUCCAACUCACUCGCAACGAUAUUAUUAUUGGCAAAGGCAAUUUGUAACGGCUGUCGAGUUCCAUUCGACGAGAGUGUAAAAUGUUUAUGCGAUUUUUUGGUUGACGAACAGAACUUCUGGAAUCAAUGCAUCAAAUAUUUAACCGAAAGCACAUAUCUACCAACGAAAGCUCGGUCACAAAACGACGCAACGAUAAGUGACGGAAUGGAGAUUUGGAACGAUGUAAUCUCAUUAUGUCGUACGAUUGUGAACCAUGAAAUUCGUGUACGCAAAACGUUCCUGAAGCAAGUCAUUCAAUUGAUCGAAAAUAACAAAAACGAUCUGCUGUUACUCGAUCAACAUAUGAUCGAAUUAAAUACGUUUUUGCAUUACGAACAACCGCGAAGUUCACGGAACUUGCUUCCGUCGCUUGAGGAAAUUAAAAGCGGAAAUCUAUCAGAAAGAAAUGUCACAUUUUUUAAUGGAAAAUACAAAGACAUUUCGCAGUACAAGGAUAUUCAUUUAGCACUUCUGCGCGUAGACUUUUUACUACCGAUAAGAUGCACAGUCGAGAAAAUCAUUUCAAAAGAAGACACCAAAGAUCCUUGUGUCUAUCGUCAUGUGGAAAUAUUGAUCACACAAAAGGAAUACAGAACUAUCAGCCGAAACGAAGUGAAGAAAACUGUUUGCAUCGUUGCUGAUCUAGAAUUGAAACGACGGAAGACAAUAACUGGCCCAUCCUACUACUCUGUUAAGGAUUACAAUCAACACUUUACACCCGGCUCCUUGCUUUUCUUCACAACGUCUGACGAAUUCAAUGAUUUGAUCAUAGCGAAAGUUCAAAGUCGCAACUCAGCACUGCUGAAACGAGGCUAUAUCGACAUCGUGAUCGUUAAGACGUAUAAUAUUGAGAGUGUAUUCGAACAAAGUUUCAUUAUGUACGAGAGACACCCAUACUUUUACCGAGAAAUUUAUGAGGUUCUGAAGAAUUUCACUGAAAAUACGUUUCCGCUGCGAGAAAAUUUGAUUGGCGUUGAUACGAACAUUGGCUAUCCUUCGUAUGUCCCAGAUCAACAAAAAGUGAUUUACAAAUACCGCAAGCAUAAAGUUGAUAUUAAAAAUCCAACGUCAUGGUCAUCAUCGGAAGCUGCAGCGACUACCUUCAAUUUAGACGCGAGUCAACUGAACGCAUUACAACGUGCGCUCACUCAAAAACUAUGCGCCAUUUCAACAUCAAAUCACGAUGAAAGUGUUGUAAUUGCUUCCGAGAUCAUUGCGAUGCUCUUUCACAACACCGACCGUCGAAUCCUAAUUGUGUGUCAUUCCGGAAAAGCAUUGACGAAAAUUUUGGCAGACGUUGAGAUGUACACCGACAACAUAGCUCGAAUAGCGAGUCAUAACAUAAACGAUGAAUUGGACCAUUUCAAUCUGAAUCAAAUUCAAUCGAAUCGUCCAGGCGUAGGCAUUUGGAAAUUGAUUAAUGCUUAUCGAUACACACUUCAUAGCGGCUACCGCGAUGCAGUGAACGAAUUUACAGAACUGCAAUUGAAACAGGCCGAAAUGCAAGACAAUUUUAUGGACAAAUAUCUGAGGAUUCAGACGCAACUGGAAUCAUUCUCCAAGCGGUUGGAUGAAAUGCGACAAAUUGCGGACUUUGAAUCCAUCAAAUCGAAACGCAUUAUCGGAAUCACAGGCUAUGGCGCUUCGAAGUUUCAGGCUUUAAUUCAACUUCUUCAAUCUCCCAUAGUGAUAAUUGAAGGGGCUCACAACAUCUUAGAGGCCCAUACUAUUGCCACAUUAACAACAAAUUUGGAACAUUUAAUUUUAAUCGGGCAGAAACGGAUGUCGAAUUUCGGGCGUCAUACGAGUACAUUUGCUUUGAGUAAAAUUUAUAACGUAAAUUUUUCGUUAUUUGAACGCCUGUUAAUCGGAUCGGGUCAAUCGACCCAAUCUACCAAGAAAGUAACUAGCCGAGGAGGUCCAUCGAUUUUGGAUAUUCUCUACACGCGAAAAAAAUCGGAGAGGCCAGUUUUGAUGGGCAUAGAAAAAUUUGUCUUUGUACUUGAACACAGAAAAGGAAUAUCAAAUCCCAUCGAAUUCGAAUCGCAUUUUAUUCUGGCUCUCUGCAACUAUUUCCUCAAACAAGGCUAUGAUCACAGUGACAUCGUUAUGGUGGCCAUGAAUUGUCACCAGAUGCAGCGAAUCAUAGAUGACCGCAAGAUCUACGAAGAUCGUGUCGACGAAUUCACGAAUUUAUGCAAAGUUCGCGUUGAUUUCGUUAUGAAUUUCAAGGAGAAAAAUAACGGAAUCGUCCUAUUGUCAACGACACAGACCAAAGACGAUAAUUCAUCGAAACUGUCUCAAGAAAUCCAAAAUCUUUUUUCUAAAGCAAAACUGGGCGUCUUUGCUAUUGGAUCGUUACCCACCGAUAAACAUUUGAAAAAAAUUGGAAAAGCCAUUGUGGCAGAAGCUGCAAUCAAUGUCGAAAUGGAAUUAUUUUGUCAAACUCAUGGCAAUGUCACAACGGUCAAAGAGGCAACGGACAUCGAUAAAUUACAAUUUGGAGGUUGUGAGACAAUUUGUAAUCAACCACUACCUUGUGGGCAUCUGUGCAAAAAUAUCUGUCACACAGGGAAGUAUUUGCAUCAAGAGUGUCUAUGCAGUGGAAGCUUCCAGUAAUUUACAGAUUGAAGAAUAAAACUUCCAGAAUAAGUUGAGAACAAAAAGAAAUUUUGAAUAAUACAAUGAAAUAUGUGCCGAAGUUACUGUGUCUUCACUAAAGUUUGAACUGAACCUCGAACUGAAUCGGCAAAAAAAAGAGAAGUUAAGUU
This is a messenger RNA of Bradysia coprophila, 3218 nucleotides long. RefSeq lists its product as uncharacterized. Gene Ontology annotation, cellular component: nuclear RNA-directed RNA polymerase complex. The record is from RefSeq and is a predicted model, not a curated record. Gene Ontology annotation, biological process: regulatory ncRNA-mediated heterochromatin formation. NCBI's taxonomy places the organism in Eukaryota, Metazoa, Arthropoda, Insecta, Diptera, Sciaridae.